AUGGACACCACUACCGAAGACAAGAUUGUCCGUAAUGCCGGCGCCAAUGAGGCCAACGACGAUGAGCCUUACAAACCGGACGCAGAGCUCCCUGACUUGGACGCACAGCGCGGUGUUCAAGAUGUAGAGGCUGUAACUUUGAGCUGGUCGAGAAAUGCUCUUAUUGCAGUUUUUAUGAACAUCUGGUUAUUAUACUUCGUCAAUGCGUUUCAGUCCUCGAUCCUCUCCAAUUUGCUACCAUAUGUAACGAGCGAUUUCGAGACGCAUUCACUUCUGAAUGUCAUUUAUAUCGUCGCAGAUGCUGUCACAGCAGCAUGCUACAUUCCUCUGUCCAAGAUUCUCGAUGUCUGGGGCCGUGCUGAAGGCUUUCUCAUUAUGACAUGCUCUGCUACGCUUGGCUUGGUCCUUAUGGCAGUGUGUAGGGAUCUCCCAACAUUCUGCGCCGCAUACGUCUUCUACAGCCUUGGUUUCGGAGGCAUGACAUACUGUGUGGAUGUUAUCACAGCCGAUUCGUCGAAAUUGAAGAACCGAGGCUUGGCAUAUGCUUUCACCUCUUCUCCAUAUAUCAUCACGGCUUUCGCAGGCGCCAAGGCCUCGGAAGGCUUCUACUAUAACAUCAGCUGGCGAUGGGGGUUCGGCGCCUUUUCUAUCAUCUUCCCAGUUGUUGCUGCUCCGCUGUACUUCAUCCUUAAGUCCAAUCUCAAGAAAGCUGAGAAGCAAGGUACGCUCGUUAGAGAGAAGAGCAACCGGACAAUACUUCAGAGUGUUUGGUACUACACUGUACAAUUUGAUGCACUUGGAGUUAUACUCUUCUCGAUUGGCCUCGUUGUUUUCCUGCUUCCGUUCAGCAUCGCCGACGCCGCACCUUACGGCUGGUCAACUGGUUAUAUCAUUGCUAUGAUUGUGAUCGGGUUCUGCAUGCUCUUUGUUUUCCUCCUCUGGGAGAAUUUCUUUGCCCCCGUGCCACUGCUGAACUUCGAACUUCUGAAAAAUCGGACUGUAAUUGGCGCAUGUCUGCUUGACGCAACGUAUCAAAUCUCAUACUACUGCUGGGCCAACUACUACACGUCAUUUUUGCAAGUGGUCAACGACCUGACUUUGGCUGAAGCUGGAUACGUCAGCAACACUUUCGAUGUAGUUUCUGGGUUUCUACUGUUGCUUGUCGGCUACCUGAUUCGCAGAACAGGCCGCUUCAAGUGGCUUUUGUACAUCGCAGUGCCGCUUUACAUCUUCGCACAGGGUCUGAUGAUCUAUUUCCGACGCCCCAACCAGUCGGUCGGCUACCUGGUCAUGUGUCAAGUCUUCAUCUCUAUUGGUGGAAGUAUUUUUAUUAUAAUCGAACAGCUCUCCAUACUUGCUGCUGUCGAUCAUCAGCACGUCGCUGCCGUUCUCGCUCUGCUCAAUGUUGUCGGUACUGUAGGCGACGCUAUGGGUGCUACCAUCUCCGGUGCAAUCUGGACGAAUACGUUCCCCGACGCCCUUGGUUGGUACCUACCCGAGGCGGAUCUACCUGAUCUAGACACGAUCUACGAGGAUCUUGACACACAGCUGAGCUACGCUGUUGGAAGCGACGCAAGAUUGGCAAUCCAGGCCGCGUACGGAUACUCUCAGACCAGAAUGCUUGCUGCUGGCGUAGGUGUUAUGAGUUUGGCCCUCAUUUGGAUGCUCCUAAUUAGGAACAUCGACCUGAGAAAGGUGGCCCAAGUCAAGGGCAUGGUCUUCUAG
This is a messenger RNA of Truncatella angustata, 1725 nucleotides long. RefSeq names its product major facilitator superfamily domain-containing protein. Lineage: Eukaryota; Fungi; Ascomycota; Sordariomycetes; Amphisphaeriales; Sporocadaceae. The transcript is spliced from 4 exons. Gene Ontology annotation, biological process: transmembrane transport. The record is from RefSeq and is a predicted model, not a curated record. Gene Ontology annotation, molecular function: transmembrane transporter activity. The coding region runs from base 1 to 1725 and encodes 574 amino acids.